GUUAUCUAUACUUUGUGUCAGCUGCACAAUAUAUUAUAACACGCAUUUAGAUAACUUUAAUAACUGACUCUAUCCUAUGUGUUUGAUGCCAACUGUCAAUAUUUAGCAGUGACACAAACAAGCUAACAGUUACCUACAUGCUAUAUAUUUACAUUGUAGGUAAUAUUAUUAUCCCCGCGUCCCAAGCUGACUCUCUGUAACAACACGAUGUCGAGUAAAGACGUCAAAGCCGCCCUGAAAAGUGCCAGAGACGCCAUCAAAAACAAAGAGUUCAAAGAGGCACUAAAACAUUGCAAGGCUGUGUUGAAGCUGGAGAAGAGCAACUACAAUGCUUGGGUGUUCAUUGGUGUGGCUGCUGGCGAGCUGGAGCAACCAGAACAGGCGCAGACAGCCUACAGAAAGGCUGUGGAACUAGAGCCUGAGCAGCUACUGGCAUGGCAGGGCUUGGCGAAUUUGUACGAAAAGACAGAUCAGUGGGACUUCAAAAUCGAGCUACCUAACGUCUAUGAGAAGCUUAUUGAGCUCUAUGCAAGCUCGGACAAAAACAAGUGCUAUGAGAUGAUUGGAAAGCUGAAAGAAAUACACCAGUCCGACAAAGAGUAUUCCAAGUUGGCAAACGUAUGGCUGUGGCUCAUCCAACUCAAAGAGGAAGAUGGCGCAGACGAGAAAGAGUUACUGCAGCUGUGGCAACAGCUGACCUGCCUACUGUCAGACUGUCUGAUUGACAACAAGCACGACACCAAAAUUCAAAAGCAUUUAAUCACAGCUUUUGAGAAGGCCAUGCUCCUCGUCAAUCCCAGACCGGGAGAAGAACACAGGAAAUUCUCCUACGACUAUAUCAAAUGUCUGUCUAAGUUACCUGGAGAAGAAGAGAAACUGAAAGAGGCGUGCGAAGCCAUGCUGCCGCUCUACCCUGCCCAAAGUUAUCCUCUUGAAGUUCUUUGUUCUUACUACCUCAAACAAGGUGUGCUGGGUGAGGAUGCUGCCAGCUGUUUUUCAAGGCUUUGUGAUUUGGCCCCAGACAACGGUUUGUGUGACUUCGGAUUUGGCACAAAAGCACUCCAGGAGGGCAGGUUUAAAGAUGCCAUUCGGGACCUUUCGCAAGGAUUGGAGAAGAUGAACUUAAGUCCAGCUUGGUACAGUCUGGCAGUGGCUCAGCUUAAAGUGCACAAAUACUCAGACUGCUCUAAAUCGUGUGCUCAAGGUUUAACAGCGUGUGCGACCGGAGACCAGACACUAAGGAUUAAGCUGCUGAAGCUGAAGCUCGAGGCUUUAGUCAGGUGUGGAGGGGAGAAGGCUGCAGACCAAGCUUUGGAGACAUUUACCCUGAUCCCUGAUGCUGUCAAACACCCGCUAUUAGUAGCUCUUAAAGGCCGUGCAUACCUUAACAAAGGACUCAUAGAUGAAGCAUUAAAGGUGUCGUCACAUCUGGUAGCCUCUAACCCAAACCUGGCCCAGGCAUUGGUGCUGAGGGGACUGGCCCACUUAGCUGAUGACAAGCAGCAGCAAGCAGAGCAGAGUUUCCUCAAGGCAGCAGAACUAAGCCCCAACUGUGGUGAGUGCUUUUUUUUGCUGGGAAGACUCUACUGGACCAUGGGAGAGGAGACCCGGAAAGACAAAAGCAAAGCGCAUUUGCAUUUACUCAAGGCUGCAAAGUUGGACCCACACCCUAGUUUUGUGUUCCGCUACCUUGGAAACUAUUAUCGGGAGGUGGCGAAUGACUCAGGCCGGGCAUGUGGCUGUUUUAAGAAGGCCUUUGAAUUGGACAAUGACGACGCUGAGUCUGGAGCUGCCGCAGUCGAUCUCAGCAUGGCGCAUGAAGAUAUGAUCACUGCCUUGGCGAUACUCCAGUCAGUGACUGAGAAGGCCACUCCAGGUUCUGCUAAAUGGGCGUGGAUGAGACGAGGGGUUUACUACCUAAAGAUCGGACAACAUCAACAGGCUAUUGCAGAUUUGCAGGCAGCUUUGAGAGCCGAUCCAGAGGACUGGGUGUGUUGGGAGUGUUUAGGAGAGGCAUACCUAAACCGCCAGAGUUUCACGGCAGCUCUAAAGGCCUUUGGGAAGGCCCACAGUCUCCAGCCAUCCUCCAUCUACAGCGUCUACCAGGCAGCUGCUAUCAAGCAGACCCUGGGCAAGUUCAAAGAGGCCAUUGCGGAGUAUUUGCAGAUCACAGCACAGCACAACUACGUUCCCGCUCUUAAAGGUCUUGGAGAGUGUCAGCUCUCCCUGGCAAGAAGUUUAAUGGAGGACUGCAGAGACGGCAGAGCCAUUGACCUGAUUGAGCAAGCUAUACAGAAUCUCUUCAAGGCGGUGGUGUUAAGUUCUGACCUCUCCUGCUUGUGGAAACUGCUGGGAGACGGCUGCUCCGCUGUCAGCGCAGUGUCUCCAAACAGGGCUAAAGUUCAGGUGCCCGCAACCUUGGCUGGUCUGGACCCAGACGCUCAAGUUCACGUGCUAAACCAGGCUCAGAUGCUCCGAGUCGCUGAGAGGUGUUACACUCGUGCUUUGAAGCUAAAACCAGAAGUCACUAGUCUCUGGUCUGACCUCGGACUCAACUUCUAUCAUCAGUCUCGCCUGGCCUGUGAUGCAGAGGAGGACGGAUCAUUACUUCUCCAGAAAGCGCAACAAUGUUUAAAGAAGGCCAUCAUGAUGGACAGUGGCAACCACAGCUAUUGGAAUGCUCUGGGAGUGAUCAACACAAGCAAAAGUCUGCAGAACUUGGCUCUUGCUCAGCACUGCUUUAUCAAGUCCAUUCAAGUUGAACCGAAUAAUGUUGUUGCCUGGACCAACCUUGGUACAUUGUAUAUGAAGAAGGACAAUAUAGAGCUUGCACAUGAGGCUUUUAAGGUUGCACAGUCGUUGGAGCCGCUCUAUGUCAACUGCUGGAUUGGGCAGGCCCUGAUAGCAGAGAAAGUGGGAAGCUUUGAGGCCAUGGAUCUUUUUAGACACACCACUGAACUCCGCACACAUACGGAGGGAGUGAUAGGUUAUGCUUACUGGGUGUGUUCCACCUUGCUGGACAAGAGCAAUAGAGACUCUGAACUGUACCGCUACAACAUUGUCCAGAUGAAUGCCAUCUCUGCGGCCCAGGUGGCACUCAGCAAAUACACAGAAAGGUUCCAGUCUGACGCUGAUGCCUUCCUCAUGCUGGGCUUCAUGACAGAACAUUUACAGCUAAAGAGGCAGGCUGUACAAGCUUACCAAAGAGCUGUUGAGUUGCUUCGGUCCACAUCCCUCACAGAGCAGCUAUGUUUUGCUCUAAGCAACUACGCACGUGCUUUAUGCGCUUGUGGCCGGUGUGAGGAAGCCUUCCAUGUCUAUAACUCCACCCCACUGGAGGAGCUCAGUGAUCUGGCAGGGUUGGCUUUGGCAUACUGCAAGGCUGGACACAUCUCAGAGAGCAGUAGAGCCUAUGAGCGGGCGCUGGCGUUGGCUUCCAGUGAAAAGGAGACAGCAUACAUCUUGACAGCUCUAUCACUGCUGCAGCACCAGCAGGGUAAUCUGGAUUCUGCCAAGACCCUGCUAUUUAAAUGCUCCAUGUUGAAGGAACCAGUUCCAGAGUCCCUGCUGUGUUUAUGUGCCCUUGGAUUGGCCCACAAUGAUGUCACGCUAGCCGCGGCUGCACGCACAGAACUACUCAAACAAGGUUCUUCCUGUGCAACUGUUGUAGAGCAGAGAUGUCUUCUCACCUGUACCUUACUGGCCCUGCAGGGCAACUACAGUGCUGUGCAAAGAGAGGCCUCCAGAGCUGUACACAGCUAUCCUGGUAACCCAUCUUUGUGGUCAUUGCUGUCCAGAUUGGUACCACAAUACUACCCCAGGAAAGCUAAUGGAGGAGCAAUGGCCGGACAUGUUGCCUGUCUCUCCAGUAUGACCCAGGGAAAGAGGGCGCUGCUGUACAGUGGAGUAAACCAGCUGGCCAAUGGGAGACACUCUGGAGAGGAUGCUCAGAGGAAUGCGCUGAAGACCAUGCAGCGAGCUGUGCUGCUCUGUCCUGAUGAUCCAUCUGCAUGGGCAGGAUUAAUGGCUGCCUGUCACACAGAAAACACUUCCUCCUUUCUCCGUGGCUCAGCUGCUUGUAGGCAGGGUCUAGAGCAAACCCUAAUGUCAGUGGUUUCUGAGAAAGUGCGUAGCGUUAAGACAGAGCGGCCCUUAGCCCAGGGUCUAGAAGAAUGGGUACUCCAACAGGCAGUGAGUGGCCUCUUGCUAAGCGGACAGCUAGAUCAAGCAGAAGCACUGUGCUCACAGGUGCUGAAUGUGUCCCCAGAGCAUCCCGCAAUCAUGUUGUCACUCAGACAAGUGCAUUGUCAGCGUCUCCUUGAGACUCGCAGCGGUACUCUCCUCUCAGAGUCCAUGCUGGAGCAGCUCAGUAAUGCUUUGAUGCUAAACCCCUCCAAUAUUGGGGCAUUGCACUGGUUGUCUGCCGUGUACUGCAGCCAGGGUCUGCUGGUCCAGGCAGUCAUGGCGCUCAAACGCAGCUUGCAGAUCGCCUCGCAGCUCGGCCUGCACAGCAGCCAAGUAGCCAGUCUGCUGCGACUCGCCCUGGUGGCCCUACGGCCCUGCAUGGCAGGAGUCCCAGGAAACGACCGGAUUGAGCUCGUCGGACAAGCCACUACAGAGGCCCUGAAGCUGGGCUCGUCGCUCCCUGUGGCAUUGCUCUUUCAGGCCCUGCUCCAGUACAUUACCCAAAAAAAUGCAAGAGAAACAAGGCGACUAUUCGAGAAGCUGGUGUAUGGCCCAUGUCAAGAAGUCCCGGUGACUGUGGUGCAGGUGGCCAGCUGGUACCUGCUUAGACACCUGCAUUGCAAAAACGACCAGGAAUUCAUUCAUGUUCUUUUGGAGCACGCCAAAAAGAACGGGGACCAACGACUGCUGGACUUGCAUUCGCAGCUUGUUUCUUCAUCCUGAAUGUUGCCACAGUGCAUUUUUUUUAAACAUUUGUUAAAGCUUCAUUUGGCAUGGCAUGACAGUCUUAAAUCAAUUAAUUCAAUAUUCAAUUGAGUUUUUAUUAAAUAUCCUGUGUGUUCACAUUCACACAUACAUUUUUGAUAAACGUAGAUUUUUUUACAUUUUUACAUUUCACCUGGGGUUGCCUAUCGUCCCUUGAAAAAUGGAAUCAUUGUGUAUUGAGCCUGAAAAGUGGCGCAAAACAAUCAGUAAUAGUUUGUCAAAUCAAAUGUAAAUUGAGUUAUUACAUGUCAGGAUGCUUUGUAUCAGGAAUGCCUAAAGAGGAGUCUGUGGGCCCAAAAAUGUUUUUAUACAAAUUAUUUAGUGGGUUGCCACGGCGGGAGACAAAGGACUAGUGUGUGGUUUUCUUUAAUGUUAAUAAUACAAUGUUAUGUACAGGUUUACUUAUAACAAUUUUAUAGAAAAAAUUAUACUAUUCAUAGUCCCGGUGGAGGGGGGGAUAUUUUCUUCCUUCCAGGGCAGGGGUCGGCAACCUAAAACGUUGAAAGAGCCCUAUUGGACCAAAAAUACAAAAACAAAUCUGUCUGGAGCCGCAAACAAUUAAAAGCCGUAUAUAAAUGUUAUAAUGAAGGCAACACAUGACGUAAGUGUCUAUAUUAUCUAUACUAGCCUACUAUCAAAAUGACUGUGUCACAGGCUGAAGCAAAUCUUUGUCGACAGAAAUGUUGAAAUGUAAUAUUUAUUUUACAACAUUGUAAAUCAGAGGCUACUCAGAGUCUGAGAUACCUCUUGGAAAUGACUGUCUAUUAAUGGCCAAAUGUGUAGGUGUGUGUGUCCAAGUUAGAGGAAACUGCAGGCUGUCUUUUUUUUUUAUAGAUUUAUUACAAUCUUUGGCAAGCUAGGUAAUGUUUGCUGUGGUCUGGAACAACAUGGCACACAAACAACUAUCUGAAAUGCAGCCAAUAUUUCAUACAGAUACCGUGUCAUGAGACAUACAAAACUAAAUUAUAUACAUAGACGAUAAAAGUAAAGGAUAUUGCAGUGGUUAUCAACCUUUUUUCAGUGAUGUACCCCCUGUGAACAUUUUUUUAAUUCAAGUACCCCCUAAUCAGAGCAAAGCAUUUUGGUUGAAAAAAAGAGAUAAAGAAGUGAAAUAAAGCACUAUGUCAUCAGUUUCGGAUUUAUUAAAUUGUAUAACAGUGCAAAAUAUUGCUCAUUUAUAGUGGUCUUUUGUGAACUAUUUGGAAAACAAAAUAUUAAAAAAAAUAAAAACUUGUUGAAAAACAAACAAGUGAUUCAAUUAUAAAUAAAGAUUUCUACACAUAGAAGUAAUCAUUAACUUAAAGUGCCCUCUUUGAGGAUUGUAAUAGAGAUCCAUCUGGAUUCAUGAACUUCAUUCAAAACAUUUCUUCACAAAAAAAUAAAUCUUCAACAUCAAUAUUUAUGGAACAUGUCCACAAAAAAAUCUAGCUGUCAACACAGAAUAUUGCAAUGUUGCAUUUCUUUUCACAGUUUAUGAACUUACAUUUAUAUUUUGUUGAAAUAUUAUUCAAUAAAUAUAUAAAGGAUUUUUGAAUUGUUGCUAUUUUUAGAAUAUUUAAAAAAAAAUCUCACUUACCUCUUGGCAUACCUUCAAGUACCCCCAGGGUUACGCGUACCCCCUUUUGAGAACCACUGGGAUAUUGAAUGAGCUCAAAUACACCUACAAAUGAGACAUAACGAUGCAAUAUGUACAUACAGCUAACUUAAACAGCAUGUUAGCAUUAAUUAGCUUGCAGUCAUGCACUGACCAAAUAGGCCUGAUUAGCACUCCAAUAAGUCAAUAAUAUCAACAAAGCGCAUCUUCAUGCAUUCACGCACAGCAUAAAAUGUUUUGUGGACAAAAUAAGACAAAGAAGGAAUGAAAGAUUUUACAUGUAAACAAACUGUUGCAUCACAGUCCACCCUAUGGUGAGUUCAAGAAUGAAACAAUGUUCAUUAAAUCCAUACACACAAACAUAUUAAACAGUGAGCUUUUUAACAA
This is a messenger RNA of Nerophis ophidion (straightnose pipefish), 6931 nucleotides long. RefSeq names its product SKI3 subunit of superkiller complex (gene skic3). The transcript is spliced from 41 exons. NCBI's taxonomy places the organism in Eukaryota, Metazoa, Chordata, Actinopteri, Syngnathiformes, Syngnathidae. The coding region runs from base 208 to 4908 and encodes 1566 amino acids. Gene Ontology annotation, molecular function: protein binding. The record is from RefSeq and is a predicted model, not a curated record. Gene Ontology annotation, cellular component: Ski complex.